AUGGUUUCAUCUUAUUCGUCAAUGAAUUCCAACGGUCUUUUAUUUGUACCAUCACAAACAACUCCUUCAGGGACAGAAGCAACUUCUUCCCAUUUUGGGAUGUCCAAACAACAAAAAUUAGGAAAUCAACAAAUUUCUCGUUCUCUUUUUGCUUUAGAAUUUCUUCCCCAGGGAGAGGAUGAAUUUUCUUAUUGUGAAGAUGGUGAUGAGGAUAUAUCUGAUAUUUCUUGUUGUUUUUUUAAUGAAAAAGAAGAUCAUCAAAAUCAUUUUAUUUCAUUAGCACAUCCUUCCAUAAGGCUACACAAACAUUGUAGAAACCAACAUCAUUCAGGAUAUUCCUCAAAAUAUGGAAGAGGAGCACCGCCUCAUUGGUUUGGUCGUCCACCCUUAGUGCCUUUUAAUUCGCCAAAUCGACAAACACCAAAUUUUGAUAAAGAACAGAAUCAAUCACAAAAAUUUGACGAAGUAGAAGACUUGAAUUCAAAAAUAACAACAACAACAACAACAUUACGUAGAUCACCUGCUGCUUAUUUUGUACAGCGAAGUGAUAAAUUGUGCCUUUCUCCCCCACUUAUCUUAACACCUCCAAAAUUAAUUGAAACAACAGAAAAUGUUCCUUAUCCACUCAGAAGGGUUUUUUCUGCUAAUUCAACACAAUCAGAAGCUGGAAAGUUUUUUAGAAAUGAAGAUAGAAAAUGUAGCAAUAUUUUAUGGAGCUUCGAUUCUCCUCCAAGUGCUUCGACUUGUUCAACUCCUGGAACCCCAUCCUCACCACAAAAAUUGCAUCAAAAUAAUUCUUUUAUUUUGGCAGCAUUAAAUAUUAAACAACAUCAAUUAAAAGAAGAAAAUGAAGUUACUAGUAAUAUUCAAUUUUCUCCACAAAUACACAAACCUACUAACAAAUAUCAAGAGAAAGAAGUAAAAGUUAAUAAAAUUAUUGGUAUAAAUCAACAACAAUCAUUCGGAAUGCAUAACGGUUUUCCUGUUUUGCCAUGCUCCCCUAUGGCAUCUCCUACAGGAGGAUUAACUAUGGGUACACCAAUAUUCAGAAAUCAGUUAAUAAAAAAAGAAAAUCAUCAAGAAUGUUCUUCUAAACAAAAUAAUCAAUUUAUUCAACAAAAUAUCAAAAAAAUAUUUGAAAGAAAAAUAAAAAUUAGAAGACAUUUUUCUUUUUCUUCAAUAAAUUGUCCAUCUUCGAAAUUAAAUCAACAAAAGAAUCAAAAUCAUCAUAAACUUUCUUGGCCCUUAUUAAAAACGGAUAAUUCUGCUUUAGAUUUAGAACGUAAAAGUUUUGCUCAAAAACAACAACAACAUUAG
Meloidogyne enterolobii is the source of this 1317-nucleotide messenger RNA. Lineage: Eukaryota; Metazoa; Nematoda; Chromadorea; Rhabditida; Meloidogynidae. The record is from the annotation of a GenBank genome assembly.